UCUUUAGAAUAUUAGUAGAUGUCACUGAGCAGUCGAGCAGCACACCCGCACAAACACUUGAAUCACAAAGACCACUGCACAGAGACAUUAACUUUUGAAAGGUAACAUCCUAGAAUACAGAAGGAAAAAGGAAAGACAGGAGAAGAGAAACAUGGCGCACUAUAUAAAAUAUAUUGUUGGGAUCGUACUGGUGUUGUCAGCACUCAUCCACAUCCUGUACUCAUUUCCAGAAGAAGAGUUCAUGGCACAAGCUGGAUGCCCAGAAUGCAAACUGAAGGAGAAUAAAUACUUUUCGAGGCCUGGUGCUCCAAUUUAUCAGUGUGCAGGAUGUUGCUUCUCUAGGGCAUACCCUACUCCUGUAAGAUCAAAAAAGACCAUGCUGGUUCCCAAAAACAUUACAUCUGAAGCCACCUGCUGUGUAGCAAAGUCAUUUACAAGGGUUAUCCUGAUGGACAAUCUGAAGAUAGAAAACCAUACGGACUGUCACUGUAGCACCUGCUAUUACCACAAGUCAUAGACCCAACAGACUGCUGAAGCUCUAAGCCUUCCUCCUUAUGAAACAAUAUUCACAGGAGACAAAUAUCUGUGUUCUGCAGUUGAUGUUUGAUGAAACUGCUCUACAAUAAUUCACCUGACUUGCUAUUUACACUUUUUAAUAUUUACAUGGGAGAUGUAAUUAUGUCCUACACAUUGAAAUCUAUUUUGUGAUCACUUAUUUUAUUGAAUGAGGAAUAACAUUUCUAUUUUUCCCCAUGGAUAUUAAAAUAAAACUUUUGAAAAUCACCAAA
Molecule: messenger RNA, 788 nt
Organism: Protopterus annectens (West African lungfish)
Lineage: Eukaryota; Metazoa; Chordata; Ceratodontiformes; Protopteridae
Gene: CGA
Product: glycoprotein hormones, alpha polypeptide
Exons: 4
Coding region: 152-517 (121 amino acids)
Biological process (GO): positive regulation of steroid biosynthetic process; thyroid hormone generation
Cellular component (GO): extracellular region; follicle-stimulating hormone complex
Molecular function (GO): follicle-stimulating hormone activity
Source: RefSeq, a predicted model, not a curated record